Messenger RNA from Arabidopsis arenosa, 1914 nucleotides. The record is from the annotation of a GenBank genome assembly. NCBI's taxonomy places the organism in Eukaryota, Viridiplantae, Streptophyta, Magnoliopsida, Brassicales, Brassicaceae.
AAAAUAACUUGCAAAACCGAAGAAAAAAUAUCGGCAACAAGAACAAAACGCUCUUCUAUUUUUUCUUCAUCUUCCAAUUUCCAGGAACAAGAUUGGACGAAAUCUUAAGGUAUUGCAUCCAUUUAAAAAGUUCAUGGAUAGGUGGUCGGGUAAAAGAGCCCAUGAGGCGAGACCUGACUCUAAGAAGGGUGGUGGUGUUGUUUUCAGAGAUAGAUUUAACAACAAUAGUUGCAAGGUUCCUAUUUGUAGUGAUGAGAAAAAAACGAUGAACUUUACUCGGUUUGUUGGCUCUUCAGAUAAGAAAGAGAAGUCAGUCUUGUCUACAUACCGCUCUUCGCCAAACGGGAAGGAAGUAAUUGGAACUUCCUCUAAGAUUUGUGGCUCUAGCUCCUCUUCUGUGAAAAGUGAGAAGCAACCGUUUUCUCAGAUAGCCAUGGAUUCAUCAGAGAGCAGCAGAGGUAGCGAAGAUGAGGCAGAGACAGAAAUCUUGCAAGUUUCUCUUGGAAGAGAUAAAAGAAGAGCUAACAAUAAACUUAUUUAUGGAAAAGUUAUAACACCAGAAGCUGAAUGCUCAAACUUGCCAUCGAGCUCAAGAAUCAAGAGAGGUUUUAGGCAGAGGUUUGGGUUGAGCAAGCAAGAGUUUCACCCUGGUCCCUCUGGCCAGUCAACAUCUGCCAACCGAGGAUGCAGCCCGUUGUUAUCCGGUGUCAUUCCAAGUGGUUUUGGAUUGGAGAAAAGAUUAAGUCGGAAGGCAGAUACAAUCAAUAAGAGGAAAGUUUAUGGAGAAAGCAGUUCUAGCUCCUCAGCUAGGGGGAAGAAUGUAACAGAAACACCAGCUGAAGUGAGACGUCGUAGUUUUAAUCCGAGAGGUUCUGUUUCAGAUAGUAGACAGGCUAGACACUGCAUUUUGAAUGAUGACAACGAUGUUGCUUCAUUUGGGAGUCAGAGAUUGGCAGAUAGAAGUAAUAGUCGCAUUAGAUUCUCAAACCGAGGGAGUGGUAGAGACGGUUUAUCCUCUGUCACGGCAACAGAGAUGUCUCAGACUGAAACAUCAAACAAUCUCAAUUCUCCUGUCUCUUUGGAGCUAUUCUCUGGUUUUCCAGAAUUUGGCCUCUCUGGUUCCUUAUUGAGUCAAGACAGUUUUCGCAGUUACAAUUUAGAUGGGAUCUCGGAGAUUUUGCCAGAACUUGAUAGGAUUGAACAAGAUAUCGAGCUUAACUAUGAGGAGCUGCUUAUCAUGGAGACAGGUUUACUUCUCGGUGGACUAAGCUUCCAUGACCAACACCGAGACAUGAGGCUAGACAUCGAUAACAUGUCAUAUGAGGAACUAUUAGCUCUUGAAGAGAGGAUUGGUACAGUAAGCACUGCUCUCACAGAAGAAGCAAUAUCAAAGUGCUUGAAAACAAGCAUCUAUCAGAUGAAACCUUUAACUUAUGGGUCUAUCACCAAAAGUCCUAGUGAUCACAAGGAAGAUGCCAAAUGCAGCAUCUGCCAGGAAGAGUAUACAAUAGGAGAUGAAGUUGGGAGGCUACACUGUGAGCACACAUACCAUGUGAAGUGUGUGCAAGAGUGGUUGCGGAUGAAGAGUUGGUGCCCAAUCUGCAAAGCCACUGCGGAAACCUCAUCUAAAUAACCGUCUUCUUUUCUUCCUCGUUCGUUGUAUUAUUUCUUUCAUCUAAAGCCUGUGAACAACAAUGGAACCUGCCUAGAAAGGGCCUCACCAUUUCCUUUGGGUACAUACCAAUUCACACCGGCGCUGUCUCUCUUUCUCUAUUCCUUUCGUCUAAUGACAAAGCUAUCCUGUGUUUCUCUUCUGUCUUUCACCUGUUUCCUAUUGAUUUCCGUAAUGUAAAGCGGGAAAGACGGAAAAUAUGUCAUUUGAACUUUUAAGAUUAAGAAAACGUCAUCUUGAAU